AGAAGAUCAUCCUCUUGGGCCUCGUGACCUCGCCUUUCAGCCACGAUCCAUCCCUACAGCUUGAAGAGAACUAAUAGCCUCAAGCCAUUACGACUGCUCUGGCAUACCUACAUGUACAUGUACCCUAACCGUGUAUCCGAUCACGCAUUUCGUCAUGGUCAACUACCAUUUAACCACGAAAAGCAUCUUCACUCCAGCAAGUCUUCUCCCAUCCCACAAACGGACGCCAAGUUCACACUCCUGUCAAGAACGAAAAAAGAGUCUCAAAGUCGACAUGUCUACCACUGCGAGCGCCACCAGCGAUGACCUUUCCCAUCGCCAGUACCUUCGAUGGGACACUAAGGGCGUUGAAGAUCCGCCACCAGGUGAACAAGAAGACAUCAAGGCCGUGGCCGAGCAGAUCAAUACACAGCAACGGCAGCAGUUUGAUCACCACCGACAUGUCUACACCGGCACGCACUGUCGAACGCACGGCAUUGUGAAGGGAACAUUCACAGUCCAUGAUGCUCUUCCACCACACCUUCGUCAAGGCGAACUCUUUGCCCAGCCAGGCUCCUUCCCAGCAGCAUGUCGCUAUUCGACCGAACCAGGUGACCCAGGCUUUCCCGACACCAUACCAACGCCGCGUGGAUUCAGUAUCAAGCUGUUCAACGUCAAGGGCGACUUCUUGCCCACCGGCGCAGACGGUGCCCACCCACCCACACAAGACAUUGAGUUCAACAGCACUCCCGCUAUUGAAUUGGCAGACGCAAAAACGACGCGAGAGAUCUUCAACAUCCGCAUGGGACUGGGAACGCUUCUCGACACGAAGGAGAUGAACCAGGAGCUUGAGAAGAGGAAGGAUACGGAAUUGCAAAAAGGUCGAUUCCAGGUCCCCAAUCCUCACCUUGCCUCUCUCCGACAAUACUCGCAAACUGCCUACCGUUUCGGCGACUACGUGUUCAAAUACUGUCUGGUACCCAACACUGCAACCCAAGAGAAGCUCGCCGACCAGACCAUCAGACCCGACACUGAUGCUACCGACCAACACCACAAAUGGCUCCAAAACUUCCAUCAAAACCACGACGCAGAAUAUCUCUUCCAAGUACAACUUCUCGAGAACUUGGACGAGCAACCGGUAGAAUACUCCGGAAAGGAAUGGGACUCGAGCAAGUAUCCCUGGCAGACUGUGGCAACUCUCCAGAUUCCCAAGCAGGAAGCGUUUGACUUGGAGAGGAAAGCCUUUUGGGAAGAUCACAUGCGAUUGGAUCCUUGGCACGGUUUGAAGGCAUAUCAGCCAUUGGGUGGGAGUAACAGGUUACGAAAGGUGGUUUAUCCGGCUAGUUCGAAGUUGAGGAGGCAGAUGAAUGGGAGGAAGGAGAUUUGGGUCAAGAGUAUUGAUGAGAUUCCGAAUUGAUCUUGCUCUUGUGGAGUUCAGUGAUUUUUUGUAAUACACCAGAUAUGAGGCUUUUCAUGAUGGACAAAACAUCACAGUGCAUGAAUGAUGGGUAGUAAUAUGGAGAGGAAGUACCUCCUAGUCCAGCAACCUUAAAAAAAAGAUCGGGC
Messenger RNA from Sphaerulina musiva SO2202, 1545 nucleotides. Its product is annotated as heme-dependent catalase. The coding region runs from base 155 to 1396 and encodes 413 amino acids. Gene Ontology annotation, molecular function: heme binding. The transcript has a single exon. The record is from RefSeq and is a predicted model, not a curated record. NCBI's taxonomy places the organism in Eukaryota, Fungi, Ascomycota, Dothideomycetes, Mycosphaerellales, Mycosphaerellaceae.